Glycine soja is the source of this 579-nucleotide messenger RNA. RefSeq lists its product as uncharacterized. The coding region runs from base 89 to 523 and encodes 144 amino acids. NCBI's taxonomy places the organism in Eukaryota, Viridiplantae, Streptophyta, Magnoliopsida, Fabales, Fabaceae. The transcript is spliced from 2 exons. The record is from RefSeq and is a predicted model, not a curated record.
CUAAUAACAAAUAUUGGUAGCCUUAAAGUUCAAAAGUUUUAGUUGCUUUACCCUGAAUCCACCAUGUUCUUAAGCAUAUCUUCAACUAAUGGAUAUGAUGUCUAAACACAAGACAAUGCAGAUUGAUUCUGUUGGUUGUUUAAUGUCCAAGCAUACAAAUGAUUUCUACUUAGAUUCUGAUUAUUCAUGGAUUGGAGUUGAGAAGGCACAACCAUGGUGGAGAACUACAGAAAGAGAUGAGUUAGCUUGCUUUAUUUCGCGCAAAUCACUCAACCAUAUUGAGAAUUGUGACCUUCCACCUACACAGAAGUAUCUCAUAGGACAACCUUGUGCUGAUAUCAGUUAUAUCAAAAUAAGAACAUCAUCUUUUGACCGGGAAGCCAAUUCCAGCGCCUUUUCCAGUUUCAACAUUCAAGCAAAGAGAAGUUUUGAAUCAGAAUUGAUGCAUUGGAAGCUGGGGCCUUCAACCAAUAAAGGGAAUUUAAAUAUUCAAGUAAAAAGAAACGGACAUGUUACCAUGUGACGCACCUGUAUGAGGAACGAUAGACGAUGGCUUGGACAUGAUGGUCAUUGGGGCCC